GAAUUAUCUAAAAUUUUAAAUAAUGAAAAAAUUUUGACAAUUCAAGAUGAUGAUGAUAUUUCAACAAUUUAUGAUGAUGAAGAAUUAAUCUAUAAUAAUUUUAAUCAAGAUAUUCUUAAAGCCUUUAACAAAGUUUUAUUUUUUUUAAAACAUCCACCAAAUAAUUUAGAAAUAUCUCAAUUAGAAAUUGAAUCAGUUAAAUCAUUAUAUGAAAAAACAAGCUUUACAAUUUGA
Molecule: messenger RNA, 234 nt
Organism: Racocetra persica
Lineage: Eukaryota; Fungi; Glomeromycota; Glomeromycetes; Diversisporales; Gigasporaceae
Source: the annotation of a GenBank genome assembly